This is a messenger RNA of Plectropomus leopardus (leopard coralgrouper), 421 nucleotides long. It is a transcript of the gene ndufa5, whose product is annotated as NADH:ubiquinone oxidoreductase subunit A5. Gene Ontology annotation, biological process: respiratory electron transport chain. Gene Ontology annotation, cellular component: respiratory chain complex I. Lineage: Eukaryota; Metazoa; Chordata; Actinopteri; Perciformes; Serranidae. The record is from RefSeq and is a predicted model, not a curated record.
AGAAGAAGACACACCACCGGAAAUCGCAGCGGAAGUCGUAUCGUCAGAGACAAAUGGCUGGGCUGCUGAAAAAGACCACCGGCCUGGUCGGCCUGGCAGUGUCCCAGAAUCCCCAUGAGCGUCUGCGGAUCCUGUACACUAAGAUCCUGGCCACGCUGCAGACCAUGCCACAGGACGCCGCCUACAGAAAGUACACGGAGCAGCUGGUCAGCGAGAGGUUCAACCACGUCAAAGCGGAGCCGGAUGUAGAGAAGCUGGAGCAGAAGAUCAACUGCGGGCAGAUUGAAGAGGUUAUUUUCCAGGCCGAGUGUGAGCUGUCCCUCUCCAGGAAGAUGUCUGAGUGGAAACCUUGGGAGCCCCUGAUAGACGAGCCCCCUCCCAACCAGUGGAAAUGGCCUAUCUGAAGAACACACCUGUGUAA